CGUCUACUUAUACAAACCACGGCUCUCCUCCUCGUCGCCUCAAAUGAUACGUUUGUGUACGUUUCCGCGAAUACUACUCUCGCUUAUGGAUGCACUGGCACAUUUGAUGACCCUUUCGUAUUAGCAUAUAACACUCUUGGUACUUUCCUCUUGAUUCGCUUCGCAUCGUCCAUCCUACCACGCCUUAUCUGCUAUGGCUUUCCGGCGACAAGGACAUCCAUACCGACGACUUGGGAAGAAUGGCCAGACGUCAUACGGACCGCGGAAUAAAAUAAAGACUGUUGACGCCUCUUCACUUCGCUCUACCGAACUCACGUCACAAAAUGAAAAGCUCGAAGCGACGCGUCUCGCCAAAGGCAUCGAUGAAGCUAUGGGCUUUGCCCGGUACGAGGCCGGUAAGCAUCGUGUUGGCUGGCUAUGUAACAUGCACAGUACGAAUGUCGAAGACGAGAAGAUACUGGGUGGGCGAGCAGGCGUGGAUUUCUACUUUAUUGGAGAUGACAGCGAGACCUUCAAGGCUACGGUUGAAUAUGACCCAUACUUCCUGGUGGCGGUGAAGCACAGCCGAGAGCCAGAGGUUGAGGAAUGGUGCAAGAGAGCAUUUGAGGGCCUUAUUAAGACUAUAAAGCGUGUGGAGAAAGAAGACUUGCAGAUGCCCAACCAUCUUCUGGGGUACCGCCGGACCUUUUUAUUACUGACAUUUGCAAAUGUGAAUGAUCUUCUUGCCGUACGGAGGGAAAUCUCUCCAGUGGCUGAGAAGAAUAAAAAGAAAAUGAGCGCGAUGGAAACGUACGCGGAGGUUGCCAGCACGAAUGCAGGCGUCGACGUGUUUGACGAUGAUCAUGAUUAUGAUAAACGACCUAAUGGCAUUAAUGCGAGUGAUUUUAUUGUUGAUAUUAGAGAGUACGAUGUUCCGUACCAUGUUCGUGUUGCCAUAGAUAAAGAUAUUCGAAUAGGAAAAUGGUACACCGUCGAGGCGAAACACGGUGUAAUAUCACUCACAUGCCUUGAGGAUCGCUUGACCAGAGCCGACCCAAUUGUAAUGGCCUUUGACAUCGAAACGACAAAGCUGCCCUUGAAAUUCCCAGACGCUCUUAUCGAUCAGAUCAUGAUGAUAUCGUAUAUGAUUGACGGGCAAGGUUUUCUGAUCACGAACCGGGAGAUCGUCUCCGAAGACAUCUUGGAUUUUGAUUACACCCCGAAGCCGGAGUACCAGGGCCCGUUUAUGAUCUUCAAUGAACCGGACGAGAAGAGCCUUCUGGAGAGGUUUUUCGAGCAUAUAAAGGACGCCAGGCCGACUGUAAUGGUCACUUACAACGGUGACUUCUUCGAUUGGCCAUUUGUGGAGGCUCGUGCUAGCGUUCUCGGCAUUGACAUGUAUCAGGAAAUCGGGUUUCGCAAAAACAGCGAGGACAUAUAUCAGUCGAACUAUUGUGCGCACAUGGACGCGUUUGCCUGGGUCAAUCGUGAUAGCUACCUUCCCCAAGGAAGUCGUGGUCUGAAGGCAGUCACUGUUGCCAAGUUGGGCUAUGAUCCGGAUGAACUCGAUCCUGAACUAAUGACACCGUAUGCGAGUGAGCGACCUCAAACCCUGGCGGAGUACUCGGUAUCAGAUGCUGUCGCGACUUACUACUUGUACAUGAAAUAUGUACAUCCAUUCAUUUUCUCUCUCUGUACUAUCAUUCCCCUUGGUCCUGACGAUGUCUUACGCAAGGGUACUGGUACACUUUGCGAAAUGCUGCUUAUGGUCCAGGCAUAUCAAAAAGGAAUCGUUCUCCCCAACAAGCAUCAAGCUCCGAAAGAAGCAUUCUGGAAUGGUCAUCUACUGGAGAGUGAGACAUACGUUGGUGGACACGUUGAAAGUAUUGAAGCGGGAGUCUUUAGGAGUGAUAUCCCUUGCAAUUUUGCACUCGACACAAGCGUAAUCGAUGAAUUGAUCAAUGAUCUGGAUGAUGCACUCAAGUUCAGCAUCGUGGUUGAAGAAAAAAGGUCGCUGGAGGAAAUCACAAACUACGAAGAAGUCAAAAUGCAGAUCCUAGCUAAGUUGCUUCAGCUAAAAGAAACCCCAAAUCGGAGUGAAUGCCCGUCGAUAUAUCAUUUAGAUGUCGCAUCGAUGUAUCCUAAUAUCAUGACGACCAAUCGAUUACAACCAGACUCUAUGAUACAAGAGUCCGACUGUGCAGCUUGCGAUUUCAACCGACCGGGUAAGACUUGCGAUAGGCGCAUGCCAUGGUCUUGGAGAGGUGAGUACUUACCUGCGAAACGAGACGAGUACAAUAUGAUUCGGCAUGCCCUUGAGAACGAGAAUUUCCCAGGUCGUUCCGCUAAGAGCGCCCCAAGGUCUUUCAGCGAACUACCAGAAGACGAACAAGCAAAGCAUGUCAAGAAGCGGUUACAAGAUUACUCUAAGAAAAUCUACCAUAAGAUUCAUGAGACCACCACAAUGGAAAGAGAAGCCAUCAUCUGUCAGCGUGAGAACCCGUUCUAUGUCAACACUGUGCGGGACUUCAGAGAUCGUCGCUACGACUUCAAGGGUAAACAAAAAGUGUGGAAAGGUAGAAGCGAAGCUCUAAAAGAAUCUGGCGCCCCAGCUGCCGAGAUUGAUGAGGCGAAGAAGAUGAUCGUUCUCUUCGAUUCUUUGCAGCUUGCACACAAGGUUAUCUUGAACAGUUUCUAUGGAUACGUCAUGCGAAAAGGAUCAAGGUGGUAUUCCAUGGAGAUGGCGGGUGUUACUUGUUUGACAGGCGCACGGAUCAUCCAGAUGGCUCGUCAGCUGGUUGAGAGAAUAGGUCGCCCGCUAGAACUCGAUACUGACGGUAUUUGGUGUAUCCUUCCUGCAACGUUCCCAGAGAACUUUGCAUUUAGGACAAACAAUGGUAAAAAGGUCGCAAUUUCAUACCCCUGUGUGAUGCUGAACCAUCUGGUGCACGCCAAAUUCACCAACCACCAAUAUCAGGACCUAGUAGACCCACAGACAUUCAGAUACGACACUUAUAGUGACAACUCAAUAUUCUUUGAGGUCGACGGGCCAUACAAGGCCAUGAUCCUCCCAACUUCGAAAGAAGAAGACAAGAAUUUGAAGAAGCGAUAUGCGGUGUUCAAUCAUGAUGGGAGCCUUGCGGAAUUGAAAGGCUUUGAGGUGAAGAGGCGUGGAGAGCUUAAGCUCAUCAAGAUCUUUCAGACCCAGAUUUUCAAAUUCUUCUUGGAGGGAAGUACGCUUACCGAGACCUAUGGAGCUGUGGCUAAGGUAGCAAAUCGCUGGCUUGACGUACUGCAUUCUCACGGUUCUACCCUGGCCGAUGAAGAGCUUAUCGAUCUCAUUUGUGAGAACAAGAACAUGACAAAGACGUUAGAAGAGUAUGGCGCACAGAAAUCAACGGCCAUUACCACGGCGAAACGCCUUGCGGAGUUUUUGGGCGAGCAGAUGGUCAAAGACAAAGGCUUGAAUUGCAAGUACAUCAUCUCUUCGCGACCUAGAAACGCGCCCGUCACCGAACGAGCAAUUCCAGUGGCGAUCUUCUCUGCUGAAGAGCCCAUCAAAAAGUAUUUCCUGAGAAAGUGGCUUCGUGACGACCCUGGUGACAUGGACCCCCGCGAUGUCAUUGACUGGAACUACUACCUCGAGCGUCUCGGAUCUGUCAUACAGAAACUCAUUACCAUUCCUGCAGCCCUUCAAAAGGUGCGCAACCCAGUCCCGCGAGUCGUACAUCCUGAGUGGCUGGAUCGAAGGAUCAGGACCAAGGACGAUAAGCUUCAGCAAAAGAAGAUGACCGAAUUGUUCGACAAGAGGACUCUAGGCGACUCUAAUGCAAAUACUUUGGGAAAUCGUAUGGUGGCGGACUUUGAAGACUUCGGGGCCUCACAAGGCACUUUGCUUUUGAGAGGGAAGAAGGGAACAGCAACUAAUAUUCCGCAGUCUCAGAAGAGAAAGGCCCCCGAGCCUGUUGUUCCCACCACGAUCGACCCUUACGCAAGUUUACCCAAGGUAAUACCAUCGAUGACUGAAGAUUAUAGUGCAUGGCUGCAGUACCAGAAGCAAAAGUGGAAGAUUCAGAAACAAGCCCGGUCACGAAGGCGUCAGCUCUUCGGCGACAAACGUACUGAUGCAUCAGAUGCUCUUGGUAGUCUUUUCAGGAGUCAAGCCGAACUUCUGUUCAUCAGCACAUGGCAAUUACUCCAAAUUCAAGAGACUCAAACACCAGGCGAGCUCAAAGCAUACGUUUUGAUUGAUAAGAAGGUCCACUCUCUCAAAAUUAUUGUGCCACGGCACAUAUAUUUGAAUCUCAGAGGUCAGGGUCUUCCAGAUGUCUCUAUCGACGGGUGCGCAGUCGAAAAGCUUGUGAAUCACACUCUGCCAAAUGGACAUGCCUCAGUACAUCUGUUUAGACUCACUAUGAGCGAGCAAGUCUAUAUAAAGGAGAGCAAGAAGUUUUCGGCUCUUUUUAAUCAUCCGAGCGUCGAGGGUGUCUACGAAAAACAACUCCCUCUCGGCGUUCGGGCCAUUCUGAAAAUCGGCAGCAUAUGUACAUUUGACGAGAGUCAGAAAGGAGUCCUUGGCAAAGGUCUCGAACAAGGUUUCGAUCUUUCGUCACUACACCGUGUGUCUGCCCAACAACCUUAUCUUACCAGCUCACCGCUCGAGUACCUCUAUCUCUACCAUGUCAUUGCUGGCGAUAAGCAUAUAUAUGCUCUGUUCUCAACCUCCAAGUACACCGCGCAUGUUAUUAUGCUCUCUAGAAACAGAGAAGGACAGAGUCUCCCUAACGUGGACAAGAUUUAUAAGGAAAUGUUCCAGGAGCGUUUGCAGAAGUCGAAAGGACAACCAUGGCAAGAUUGCUUCGAAUAUCAGAGAGAAAUCAAGUUCAAGAUCGUCCAGGUCACGACCCGGCGAAAGGCUCACCUCGAACUUUCAGAUGCUCUUAAGAAGCUGCGAGCAGAUGAGCAUAGUCCUCUAGUCCUCGUCACGCAGUCGCCCAAUCACACGAUGUUAUUGUACGAUAUUCCCAACAUGAAUGAUCUGCCUGUUUUGCCUCUCCGUCCGGACGAAUCAGACAAACAGCUCCCACCCCUUGGCUGGCAGGCUUUUAUCGCGAAGCGGUUAGUCAACCAUUACCUAGACCUAGGUGCGUGGAUUUCUCACCUUGUCGAGCUGUCUCGUUACGGUAAUAUUCCCCUAUGCAAUGUCGAAAGCAAUGACCCUUGCUUUCUAAUUGAUAUUGCAUAUGCACGCCGCCUCCAGAAGGAAAAGGUCGUACUAUGGUGGUCAGCUGGUGCGAAGCCAGAUCAUGCAGGACACGAAAAGGACGAUAUACUCGGCUCACUAGAGACCGUUGAAAUGCCCUUAGUUAAUAACCCAGGCACGUAUUCAUCCGUAUGUAUCGACCUAAACAUACGUAACUUGGCUAUUAACACCGUCUUGUCAUCUUCGGUAAUCAACGAGAUUGAGGGAUCUGACUCGGUUUCAUUCAAUCCUGCGGCCUCGUCUGACGAUAGUGCUAGCAAAUGCUCGAAUGUACUGUAUUCCGACAGUGCCUUUGCAUCAGCUGGCAUCACUGUCCUGCGUGAGAUGCUCAAGUCCUGGUGGCUAGAGGCUGAGAGGGGGAGCUACAUGGCUGAUGUCAUGGUUCAGCAUAUUGUUCGGUGGGUCGAAAGCCCUGCAUCCUUUCUAUAUGACCGUUCCCUGCAUUAUUAUGUGCAGGUAAUGUCUCGAAAGGCUCUGCAACAACUCAUGGGCGACUUCCGAAGGGUCGGAUCACAUGUGGUGUUCGCAAGCGCCAAUCGCCUCCUACUUCAAACUACUAAGUCUGAGGUCGGCAAUGCGUAUGCGUAUAGCCAAUAUAUCCUCAAGACUGUUCAAGCUAAACCGAUCUUCCAAUUCCUCGAUAUUGAAAUUAAAGAGUACUGGGACUAUCUCGUGUGGUACGAUCAUUUUAACUACGGCGGUAAGGGCUGCCAAGAGGUGAUAGAGGCGGAAAGUCAGACACUCGACACUAUCAUGUGUUGGCAACUGGCAACCUUUCUCCCAUCUAAGCUCCAGGAAACCUUCAACAGCUGGGUUGCGGAGUUUGUCGAUUUGAUGCACGCUCGUAAGCGUUCUACUCUCGCGAACGUCGCAGAUGGAACACGUCGUCCUACACAGUUACACUUCCAACCGCUGACUGUUGACCCCAAUGAAGAGACCGACUUCCUACCCAAGACGUUCUUGAAAGCCCUGACCAAAGAUGUCACUAGUCUUCUUCGCCGGCAGCAUAUUGAGCUCAUGCACGCUGAGCUUGCUCCUGACUGGGCAUUUCCCAAAUUACCUGGCUCUCACCUCAACCUCACAGCUCCAGUACUGCAGCUUGUCAAAUCUAUCAUGCAAGUUCUGAGCCUCGACAAGAAGCUCAAUCUGGAAGUAAGAAGAAUCCGUAAGGACUUGCUCGCCCUUUUCGACGUUCGCGAAUUCAGCUCUGAGGCCACAUUCCACAAUCCGAGCGCAACUCUCCCAGUCCGAGGGCUUGUAUGCAACGAAUGCACGGCCAUACGCGAUAUCGACCUCUGCCGUGACUCAGAGCUUAUGCCUCUCCAGAUCUCGAGCGCAGACUCGGCAGUUGGGCCGUCGAUGGCGAAGUGGAGAUGUCACAAUUGUAAUUCGUCCUACGACAAAUUGCGCAUCGAGGAGACACUGGUUGCUAAAGUCGAGCGCAUUGGCCUCGAGUGGUGUACGCAGGAUCUAAAGUGUAGUAAGUGUGCGCGGUUACGGGCCAAUGAAUUUAUGGAGCAUUGUGCUUGUUCAGGAGAGUGGGUAGCCACUCAAAAUAGGGAGGAUAUGAGGAAGAUGUUAAAGGUUUUCGGGAACAUGGCUGGCUUCUACGGUUUAAGCAUGUUGGAGUCGUUGGUAAAUGAUAUGCAAGAUGGGGUGUAAGGGGUAUCGACGACCCAGAUUCGCAUUUUUCGCCGGUAGGACUAAACGUACAGCCACUUACUAGUCUAUAGAUAUCCAGCGUGUUCGAAUGUUGUAUAAUAACACCUUUCGUUUCGAAAACCAAAUACUAGUCGUCUAUUGUAUAUAUCUAGCUAAGAAAAAGACUAGUUCGAAAGAAACAAAGACUAUUAAU
Molecule: messenger RNA, 7097 nt
Organism: Pseudovirgaria hyperparasitica
Lineage: Eukaryota; Fungi; Ascomycota; Dothideomycetes; Acrospermales; Acrospermaceae
Product: DUF1744-domain-containing protein
Exons: 3
Coding region: 194-6904 (2236 amino acids)
Biological process (GO): leading strand elongation; DNA replication proofreading; nucleotide-excision repair, DNA gap filling
Cellular component (GO): nucleus; epsilon DNA polymerase complex
Molecular function (GO): nucleotide binding; DNA-directed DNA polymerase activity; zinc ion binding
Source: RefSeq, a predicted model, not a curated record